This is a messenger RNA of Rangifer tarandus platyrhynchus (Svalbard reindeer), 978 nucleotides long. The record is from the annotation of a GenBank genome assembly. Lineage: Eukaryota; Metazoa; Chordata; Mammalia; Artiodactyla; Cervidae.
AUGGCGACAGUGAGGAAGGCGCUCCCGCGGAGGCUGGUGGGCUUGGCGACCCUCCGGGCUGUCAGCACCUCAUCUGUGGGUACUUUCCCAAAGCGAGUGAAAAUUGUGGAAGUUGGUCCUCGAGACGGACUACAAAAUGAAAAGAAUAUUGUACCUACUCCAGUGAAAAUCAAGCUAAUAGACAUGCUUUCUGAAGCAGGACUCCCUGUCGUAGAAGCCACCAGCUUCGUAUCUCCCAAAUGGGUUCCCCAGAUGGCUGACCAUGCUGAAGUCUUGAAAGGCAUCCAGAAAUUUCCUGGCAUCAACUACCCAGUCCUGACCCCAAACUUCAAAGGCUUCCAGGCAGCGGUUGCUGCUGGAGCCAAGGAAGUGGCCAUCUUUGGAGCCGCCUCUGAGCUCUUCACCAAGAAGAACAUCAACUGCUCCAUAGAUGAGAGUUUGCAGCGGUUUGACGAAAUCUUGAAGGCAGCUCGGGCAGCCAGUAUCUCUGUGCGGGGGUACGUCUCCUGUGUGCUUGGAUGUCCCUACGAAGGGAAGAUCUCCCCGGCUAAAGUCGCUGAGGUCACCAAGAAGCUGUACUCCAUGGGCUGCUACGAGAUCUCCCUGGGGGACACCAUCGGCGUGGGCACCCCUGGGGCCAUGAAGGACAUGCUGUCCGCUGUCCUGCAUGAGGUGCCCGUGACAGCCCUGGCCGUCCACUGCCAUGACACCUACGGCCAGGCCCUGGCCAACACCUUGACGGCCCUGCAGAUGGGAGUGAGUGUCGUGGACUCUUCCGUGGCAGGACUGGGAGGCUGUCCCUAUGCGCAGGGGGCGUCGGGAAACUUGGCCACCGAGGACCUGGUCUACAUGCUGACCGGCCUGGGCAUUCAGACGGGUGUGAACCUCCAGAAGCUCCUGGAAGCUGGAGCCUUCAUCUGUCAAGCCCUGAACAGAAGAACCAACUCCAAAGUGGCUCAGGCUACCUGUAAAUUGUGA